AUGAACGACCCCACAGUGGAGGUCACCGCUCCAGACGACGAUAACAAUGGCCUCGAUAACAAAGCUGCCCCAUCAUACAUCGACUUCGACAUCUUCCUCGACUCCGAAUUCUCACCCUAUUCAUUCGCGAAUACACUUAUACACGCUACGAACAACCUUUCAGAUACGACACUAGACCUAAGCACUCCUCUAUCCCGUGUGCUCUUCGACCUUCAAGAGAUCGAUACGCAUAUUCACACCUUAACCACAUCAUCCGCUGAACCCCUCCUAACCCACGCCAAAGUCUCACGGGAUAACUCCAAGCUCUUGGUCAACAGCAUUCGUGAACAACUUACACAAUUGUCUGCAUCGUACGCACGUCUCUCGAAAGAGGUUCUAGACCGUCAUGAUGUUGCAAAGCCAUUGAACACUGUAGUCGAGAACUUGGCGCGAACAACACGUUUACUCAGAGGAUGUACGCGAUGUCUCUUGCUCGGAAGGCAAUUGGAAGUUCAAUUGUCAGAAGCUAUCCCCACGGGGGCGACAGAUGAUCCUAGGGGUCCUCGUAGACCACGGAAGGAGGAUCCAAAGGCCUUGAUACGAGCGGCAUAUACCAUCGUCGAAUUGCGACGAAUGUACUCCAAUGCCACUGGCGAAGCCCCCGGUCUAGAAACUCUAGAUGUAAUGAAAACUCUCCUGAACACGGUUAUAACCCCAGCAGACCGAACAAUCAAAGCCCGAGCUCAGCAGACAAUCAAAGAGUUCAGCUUCGCCUCCUCUUCCUCUUCAUCGUCAUCAUCUUCUGCCCUCUCCACAAGCACGGACAAAGAACCAACAACUUCAGAAACCCGUUCUCGGGCUACAGCCGCAAUCCUAGUCCUCCACAUCCUCUCCCCAACAUCGUAUACCCCAGGUACAGGUCCCGCCUCAGCAUCAAACGCCAAAUCUCCAACAAGUCUCCUAACCUCCACCAUAACAUCGUACCUACAAUCUCAACUCACAACCUCCCUCGCCUCCAUAAGCCGCAGCUUAACAACCCUCUCCACCCUCGACAGAACACUAAACGAAGUCUCUACUAGAGCAGCAAAUAUCGUAGCUCUCGAGAAAAUCUUACAAUCAAUACCCGCAAACAUCUCUACAAAUCCAUCCCAACUAACGUUCUCAACCCCUGCAUUCGACCCAACAUCUGGAUUAUCUGACACCACAAAUGUAGAUGGCUCGGAUGACGAUUCAGAAGACGAAAUAACAGAAAUAGGUGGUUCUUCUUCGGGAAACAAAAAGGAACCCCAAGAAACCCUCCUAACUCCAUUACUUUCUUCUCUGGAUACCCCGUCCCUUACCACCCAUUUUUUCAGGACUCUGGCAUCGAAUCUAGAUCCUAGAGUUCGAGAAAUAAUGUCUAAGGGCGGACUUGCAGCCAAGAAUCUAAGAGAUAGUAGGGAUAAGGUUAGAAACGGACUAAGGGACUGUGUGAUCCGCGGCGUUAAUGCAGGGAAUGCUGCUGGAAGUUCUUCAAGUCGAUUAGGCAGUACUACUCAAGAUGGGAAGGGGCUCGAAGGGCUCGUAGGAAUGAUGUUCGGUGCUGUAGCAAGUUUAGGAAGAUGA
Messenger RNA from Orbilia oligospora ATCC 24927, 1584 nucleotides. RefSeq lists its product as uncharacterized. NCBI's taxonomy places the organism in Eukaryota, Fungi, Ascomycota, Orbiliomycetes, Orbiliales, Orbiliaceae. The record is from RefSeq and is a predicted model, not a curated record. The transcript has a single exon. Gene Ontology annotation, biological process: intra-Golgi vesicle-mediated transport. Gene Ontology annotation, cellular component: COG complex. The coding region runs from base 1 to 1584 and encodes 527 amino acids.